Molecule: messenger RNA, 285 nt
Organism: Cooperia oncophora
Lineage: Eukaryota; Metazoa; Nematoda; Chromadorea; Rhabditida; Trichostrongylidae
Source: the annotation of a GenBank genome assembly
AUGUUUGUGGGCACUGACGCGUGUCCGAUUGACUUCCUUCCCGAAAUGCAAUUUUGUGCAGCACAAGGAAUGGAUCAUCGAAAGGUUUGCGACUCAGCGGGGCAGGCGAUAAGUUCUGACAUUCUGCGAUCAAAGGCCGGACCAUUACACCCCGAUCGACUACAGUUAUGCCCCAUGCUACGACAGAACAUGAAGCGCUGCUUCUACAACGAAAUUCGAGGAGCUGCAGAGAAACGCUUUAUUCCGAUGAUGCAAAUGCAAGAAAAGCAAAAGCAGGAGCACUGA